Molecule: messenger RNA, 129 nt
Organism: Diversispora eburnea
Lineage: Eukaryota; Fungi; Glomeromycota; Glomeromycetes; Diversisporales; Diversisporaceae
Source: the annotation of a GenBank genome assembly
AUGACCUACGAUAAUGCGAAUGAAUUUUUUGGUGAAGAUGAAAAGAUUAUCUUGACUACUUUUUUAUACCCGCUUAUCUCCAUUAAUUUAUUUAACAAAUCUGCAAUUGCAGAAGCAGAUUUAAAAUAG